Molecule: messenger RNA, 1186 nt
Organism: Lentinula edodes (shiitake mushroom)
Lineage: Eukaryota; Fungi; Basidiomycota; Agaricomycetes; Agaricales; Omphalotaceae
Product: NADP-dependent oxidoreductase domain-containing protein
Exons: 9
Coding region: 103-1077 (324 amino acids)
Source: RefSeq, a predicted model, not a curated record
CCACCCGCGCCGCCCGCCUUCUCCCACCGACAGACUCCGACAGACAAAACCGAAUGUACCGUGUAAUCUUAUUCUUAUUCUUAUUCUUGACAACCAACAGAGAUGGGGUCGCGAGUACCACUUAUUUUCGGAACAAUGACCAUAGGUUUCCCUAGCAAGAACGGUGUUCGCACGGCGGACCUGGACGAAUGCCAGAAUAUCAUAGACGUGUUCCUACAGCAUGGACACAAGGAGCUAGACACUGCUAGAGUGUAUGCAGAAGGAACAACCGAAGAGUUGCUGUCGAAGCUCGACCUCAAAGGCGCCACUAUUGAUACCAAGGUUUAUCCUGUAAAUCCAGGCGAUCAUUCGCCUGCAGCUUUGCGCUCGAUCUUCUUGACAUCGUUGGAGAAGUUGAAGCGCGACAGAAUACGUGUCUUGUAUCUUCAUGCGCCUGAUCGCUCUGUCCCCUUCGAGGUAACCGUCGCGGAGGUCAACAAGCUAUACGAGGAAGGUCGUUUCGAGAUCUUUGGCCUAAGCAAUUACGCAGCUUGGGAGGUUGCCGAAAUCGUUGGAAUCUGCAUGGCCAAGGGAUAUGUCAUGCCGAAGGUAUAUCAAGUGAUGUACAACGCAGUUACACGAGCCAUGGAGGCGGAACUCCUUCCUUGUGCUCGUAAAUAUGGGUUACGUCUUGUGAUAUACAAUCCUUUAGCAGGAGGUCUCUUCGCCGGAAAAGUUACUUCGUUAGACGACCCUAACGCUGCGGGGGGCCGUUUUGAUGCUGGAGGAAGCGCGAUGGGAACAAUGUACCGAGCUCGUUAUUUGAAAGAUGGCUAUUUCAAAGCCCUUGAACACCUCAAGGGUAUCGCGACGGAACACAAUCUACGUUUAACUGAGAUCGCUUUGCGUUGGUGUCAGCAUCACUCGGUUCUCACUCCUGAAGAUGGGGUCAUUAUCGGUGCGAGUAAUGUCAGCCAGCUGCAGCAGAACUGCGAGGAUAGCACCAAAGGGCCACUACCUGACGCCGUAGUCAAAGCUCUGGAUGAAGCCCAUCGUAUGGUUGUUGAAAGCGGGACUGCACCCUUGUAUUGGCGAUGAUUUGAGACUUCAGCAAAAUUAGAAAUAGUUGUUUCCGUCAGUUUUCAGCGUAUGUAUUUCGAAAGAGGUCGUGUAUCUAUGUCUAGCAUGACCUUCAAGUUGAUGUAAU